Messenger RNA from Adineta ricciae, 789 nucleotides. The record is from the annotation of a GenBank genome assembly. NCBI's taxonomy places the organism in Eukaryota, Metazoa, Rotifera, Eurotatoria, Adinetida, Adinetidae.
AUGAAUUCCGUUGGAUCACUUCAAAUGAAUAAUAAAGUGGAAAUACCUCGAUUAGCUCUGGGGACAUAUGCAACAUCUAAUGAAGAGAUCAGCAAUGUGAUCGAAACUGCUUUAUCAGUUGGUUAUCGCCAUCUGGAUUGUGCUUGGAUUUAUGGAAAUGAAAAAGGUAUUGGAGAUGGUCUAACGAAUCAAUUGAAAAAAGGCGAAAUCAAACGAACCGAUGUGUUCAUCACUGGUAAACUUUGGUGUUCGUUUUUCAAAACGGAACGUGUACGGCAGCAAUGCAUCAAAUCGAUCAAUGAUCUUCAAUGUCAAUAUCUGGAUCUGUUUCUUAUUCAUUGGCCAUUCGCCUUUAUUGAUCAAGAUCCAAAUAAAAACGAAGAAAACAAAUUCAUAGUAGCUGAUGAUGUUGAUUUCGUUGAUACGUGGAAAGCGAUGGAAGCAUUAGUCGACGAAGGCCUAGUCAAAUCUAUCGGCGUUUCGAAUUUCACGGAAGAACAACUUGAACGUGUUCUGAAUAUGUGCAAAUACAAACCAGUUGUUAAUCAAGUGGAAAUUCAUCCAUAUUGUCCUCAAAUAGAACUGGAAAAGUUCUGUAAAAAACAUGAUAUUAUUCUUGAGGCAUAUGCACCUUUAGGAGCAAAGGAACGUCCUUGGAAAACAAAAGAUGAUCCGGAGGUUUUAGAAGAUAAAACAAUCAAAUCACUUGCCGACAAAUAUCACGUUCAUCCUGCGGCUAUUCUUCUUCAUUAUAUCAUCGAUCGCGAUAUCGACAUCCAUUCAAACUAA